Tarenaya hassleriana is the source of this 568-nucleotide messenger RNA. RefSeq lists its product as uncharacterized. NCBI's taxonomy places the organism in Eukaryota, Viridiplantae, Streptophyta, Magnoliopsida, Brassicales, Cleomaceae. Bases 20 to 268 code for a protein of 82 amino acids. The record is from RefSeq and is a predicted model, not a curated record. The transcript is spliced from 2 exons.
AGAUUGGUGGUCAGCAGCCAUGGCAGGAGGGAUGGGGGCGUUCUGGGGAAGCAGGGUGAUGGAGAUAGUGAAGAAGCACGACUCUGGAGGUCUUGUUUGGAAGAGAAUCAAGCUGACUUCCACCCGUAAAGCCAACGCCAAAACCCGCCUUCGCCGCGUUUGGCAGAAUGAGGCUGUUCUAAGGGCAUGCUCGGAGUCUCCUUCAAAAUCGUCGGACUCUGCUGCUGCUGCUGCUGCUGCUGGCAGUACAGCAAGUUCUAGCAAUUAGGCCAAUAGACAGGAGUAAAUCCAUGAAUACUCUGGAAGAGCUUCUGACAUGUUUGUUACUUCAUCCUUGUAUCAUCAUCAUCGGGGAUUAUAAUUGACUUCCCGUUGUUUCCUAGCUCAACUAAAUUACAAUACUCUUGAUUUUGGCAACACUAGUUGGGGAGAUCCCUUGCAAGUGAAUAAGUUUUUGAUAGCUGAUAAGGUGGAGUUGCGUGCCAAAGUGGAAAAAGAGACACUUACAGGCGUGAACUGUGUCUUUCAUGUGACCUUGUCUGGUAGUUAAUGUCAAGUCUUAUUGUCA